AUGCUUUCCUUUUCAUAUGGUAUUGUCGCUUUGUUAGCUGUUGCUGUAAAUGGCCUUGCAGUUCCAGAAGUCUCCAACCAUGAAUCUAGAGACAAUCUUAAAGUUUUAUCCAUGGACUUUAAUGUCAAUAGAGAUCAAUCCACUGCCCCUCUGAUCAAAAGAAGAGCAACAGGUGUAAGUUCUACCAUUGAGAACCGUUACUACUUCUAUUCUAUGGAAUUGUAUGUUGGCUCAGACAAACAGAAAAACGUUGUUUCAGUUGAUACUGGAAGUUCAGAUUUGUGGGUAGUUGGUAAAGGUGCACAAUGCAGUGAUACACAGUGUUUUGAAGAUGGUUCAUUCGAUGGUUCGACAUCCUCAACAUUCAAAAAUUUAAACCUCCCUUACACUUUCAAGUACAUCGACGGAACUAGUACUCUGGGAACCUAUGUCACUGACGAUGUAACUAUUCCUGGAGGAGUUACGGUGAAGAAUCAACAGUUUGCAGUCUCAAAUAAAACUACUUUGGGACGCGGACUACUUGGACUUGGAUUGGUCACCGAAGAAGCCAGAUAUUACCAAGAUCUUCCAGGUGUUGAGGAUUACCCUAACCUUCCAGUACAAUUGAAGAACCAGGGUACCAUCAAAAAGUCUGCCUACUCAAUGUACUUGAAUGCUCCAGAUUCGCAAUCAGGUGUAAUCCUUUUUGGCGGUAUUGAUAAAGCCAAGUACGAGGAGCCAUUAACUACAAGAAAAGGAUUCUCUACCAAGAGAUUAGGUAUUACUGUGGACUCCAUAGAAGUAGGAGGUAACUCUCUUACAUAUCAGGGAGCAACUAUUUUUGACUCUGGAUAUUCGUUUUCUAGAUUACCUCAGAAUGUUCUUGAUGCUAUUACCAACGAAGUUAAGUCCUCCAAUGGAGCUUUAAACUGCUCACCACCAGAGGACAGUUCGAUUCUGUUAAAAAUCGGCGAUACUGUGGUCAAGGUACCCCUUUCCAGCUUGGUAACCAAUGCGAGCAACGGAUGCAGUUUGACAGUCUCUUUGGCCGAUCCUAACGAUUUUAACAACUUACCUACCUUAGGUGAUGAUGUCUUGAGACAUGCUUAUGUGGUCUACAACCUUGAUGACAAUACUAUUGGUGUUGCACAAGCUAAGUACAGUAACUCAACUGACAUUGUUGAGAUUUGA
This is a messenger RNA of Suhomyces tanzawaensis NRRL Y-17324, 1170 nucleotides long. Its product is annotated as pepsin-like aspartic protease. Lineage: Eukaryota; Fungi; Ascomycota; Pichiomycetes; Serinales; Debaryomycetaceae. Gene Ontology annotation, biological process: proteolysis. Gene Ontology annotation, molecular function: aspartic-type endopeptidase activity. Bases 1 to 1170 code for a protein of 389 amino acids. The record is from RefSeq and is a predicted model, not a curated record. The transcript has a single exon.